AUGUACUCCUCCCAGCCAACCCCUUCCUCCAACACGACGGAGUGGUGCUGCGACUACAUCGACUGGGCGUGCCCCUGCCCGCACCACCAGGCCCUCACAUACCCACUCUACGAGAGGCCGAUCGACAUGCUCGUCUACCUCACCCACUACCAGGACGCAGGCGACUGCUGCCGCGAGGAGACCGAGUGCCGUGUCGUCGGUUGUGAGGACGAAGAGUUCGGCGACUUCGAGACGAUGCGUGUUCCUCUUUGUGCGGACCACUUCUCGCAGAUUAUCCUCGACAGGGCCGAAGUACGCGCUUCGGACAGUGUCAAGUACUUGAGGAUGGAGAUCAGGCACGCCGUCUACGAGCUCAACGCCACUCUCAUCGACCUCCGCCGCGGUCUUUGCAGCGACGACGAGGACAUGGAGGAGUCCGAGUCCGAGGAGGAAUCUGAGGACUCUAGCGACGACGGCGAGUUGGUCGACGACUACUGA
Vanrija pseudolonga is the source of this 477-nucleotide messenger RNA. RefSeq lists its product as uncharacterized. Bases 1 to 477 code for a protein of 158 amino acids. The record is from RefSeq and is a predicted model, not a curated record. Lineage: Eukaryota; Fungi; Basidiomycota; Tremellomycetes; Trichosporonales; Trichosporonaceae. The transcript has 2 exons.